AAAAAUCGAAGACAUUAAAUUUAUUAGGUUCAACAUAUUAUAUACAAAUGAAAAUGAAAUCAUUCGAAAAACAACAUUUUUUUAAAUUGCACAAUUUUGAAAUAAAAUCUGUUAAGGCGUCUGAAAUCGAACUUUAAUCGAUUAACAAAUUUAAUCAUAUCGCAUAUCGUAUCUGAACUGAUUAUGCCACACUAUCCACAACUGUCAGUUCCAAUCAAAACAACACAAAACACAAACAAAGAAGGUUGCAUUCGGUGUUGAUUCAGUCCGUUCUUUCUUUGUUUUCGCAUUUUAAAAGCGAAGAAGCCCGGUUGAACACAGCGUAUAUUAUUAAAAAUACGUUUAUAAGUAAUUUUCUAGUACCACGACUUAUUUCCGCGCGAUGGCGUCGAGAAAACUGAACACAAUCGAAGACUUGAGCGAAUCAUGGGUCGAGCUGAACUCUGGCGGCGGCCUGGCUGCGGUCGAGAAUGAAUACAUACGACUCCUGAGGGAAGCCCAGCGCGAGAGUCGAGACUCCUCCGUCAGGCACUCUAGGGCAUCCAGCGUGAAGGGAAGCCCGAAGUCUCCUCCGAACAGCCCGAAUCUGGAGCCCUCCACCGAGGAUGAGCUCAAAGGUGUCUACAUCAACUGCUGGAGGGAUGACUCCAACGAUUGGGUCUGGGAGUGGAGCAGCCGUCCCGAUCAGCUGCCGCCCAAAGACUGGAGGUUCAAACAUCCUCAGAGCGUCCGCGGUCCUCCCUCGGCCACCUCCUCGAUCGAGGUGCUGGAGCAGCAGCUAGCGCCGCCCGUUAUGCAGCAGAGCCACUGUCUGUCCGUACGUCGCACUUGUCUGUUCAGUCGCGGCGCCAUAGUGGCGGUGCUAGCCACCAACAUCGUCUCGUUAUUGCUCGGCGCCGGAAUAGGCGUCUGGCUAAGCAAGAAGGGAAUGCUUCCGCCCAGACUGAUCGUGAUCAACUGAACCUUAAGACUGACAUGUUGGCGAGCAUGCGCGCGGACAUGCUCGGGCCGCCGAUGCAUUGCGUGUUUUAGUUUAGAACGCUACGCAUCGGUCGUCGCUAGAACUUGAAAAAAUGUCGCGCUUCGCCGAUGUCCUUGGGCCGCAAACGCUGAUGCGGCUGUUUAUUAACAAAAAAAAGCUUAUGUUUAAGUUAAUAAUAUAAAAUAAAUUCCUUUUAUUGACACACACAUUCGAAUGGUAACAUAAUAAUAAUAAUAUGUAAAUUAAAUUUGUAAUAUCACUUUUGUUCGCAAUUAUACGCAAUACACAAUAACUUGGCGUUGUAAGAACAUUAUAAGUUUGAUAUAUAUAUAUAAAAAUUGUAUAUUAUAUAGUAAUAUCGUGAUAUACACUGUUUUUUAAGGCCAAUAAAACUAAUUUUGGCUUGAAACAUGAUCGCAAUGUCUGAAAUACAUUAAAAAAUUUAUUACAUAAAAUUUAAAUCCAGAGGUGAAAGACUAUUUGGUUUAAGCGACAUUUAUCUUUUUAAUUAAAGGUUCUUUUCAUUUGGUAUCAGCAUCAACAGUUCGAUGUUUUUAUAAUUGAACUUCAAUUAUGUUUAGUCCAUUCAAAUAGCUAAAGAAGUUUUUUUUUUAUUAAAUAAUAUGUUUCCAAAUUUUAAACAUUAAAUGGCUUCCUCGUGUUAAAUUGCAAAAAUGUCGCUCAAACCCAAUAACCUUUCACCAUUCCGAUGUAUAAAUUAAAUGGCCAUUACAAUAAAUGUAAUACGGAAUCAGAAUUCGUAUUGCCAAGGCCAUGAGAACGGGUGAGGACAUAUCGCCGUCUCCCUCUAUCGGGCGCGCAAUAAUAAUUCUAGUUUAAUUUGUAAUCUAUACAUAUAAAUAAAAUUGGAGUGUCUGUUUGUGAUAUUGAAAAAACCGCUUUUUACUACAUAAAUAUGAAUAUAUAUACACGGUAAAUACACCAAAAUAACAUUUUUUACAAAUUUUGUCUGUCUGACUGUCUGUUUGUUUGUUUCGGCUAAUCUCUGGAACGGCUGGACCGAUUUUGACGAGACUUUCACUGAUAGCUAGCUGAUAAUAUAAGGAGUAACUCAGGCUACUUUUUUUAGACUAGCUUCGCCCCGCGACUUCACCCGUGGUACGACAAUAACCGCGGGUAACAUGGCGGGACUCAGUUUAAAAUAAAAUGCGUCUAAAUACACAAUAUACAUGCCCUCUCUUAAUACACGAUCGUAUGUUAUUGAAUUGUCAAUUUAAUACAAAUUUAAUAAAUAAACAUUAUCCAGAUAUUAGUAUUCGAAGCUCUUUCCAUUAUUUACUUAAAUAUAAUCAAGUAAAAACAUCAAAGAGAUACAGUGAAUUAGGCUAUCAAGUUAGCGUUAAAAAAAUAUCAAUUUUUAUUGAAAAUUAAACAAAAAUUAACCUAAAACUAAAAAACGAAUAUAAUAACUAAAAUAUUUUAUUAAAUGGCUUUAGGCAACUUAACCUUUAGGCAAGGUUCCGAAGAAGUAAUAUGUUCGUUUUUUUUGGUCAAUGAAAUAAGUAAAGAAAAAAUAUGGCCGGCAAUUCCCUCCAUUUUCGUAUUAAAUUGACAAAUUUGCAUUCGAUCGUAGUAGGUACAUACAUAAUUAAUGUUUCUUAUCUAUUAUAAUAAAUUAGUUUAGUACUUAAGUUAAUAUAGAAAUAUAAUAAAUAUAGUAAUUUUUUUACUGGAAACUGCAAUGUUAUUCAAUAUUGACUGAAUUUUUUAUAUAUUUGGUCUUUAUAGGUAGUUUGAUUUCGGCUUUAAGCGAAUGUAAUGUUUACGUUCAUUGUUAUAAGGCCGAUUCUUGCGUGUAUAAGUUUUGAUUUUGUAGACUGUCAGCAGAAUUGCGUCGGCCGCACACUGUAAGAAUUGAUUGUCGGAAAUGUUCUUUGUCCGAGACCCCGCAGACUGCAAGAAAGACGGAUAUUUCAUAAUUCCUUAACGCGUACACGAUCGUCGUGUGAGAAAUGUUGCUAAACCAGCUUUAGUGCCGGCGCAAUGUCUGUCCCGGAUAUAGCAGCCGGAUACCCGAUCGAUCAUUCAUACUCUUCUAGCUGGAGCGUUAGAAAGAGAUAGAGAAAACGAGUUCGACGACAAUCGUGUAAGUGUAAAAGGCACCUUUGCUAGGCAAGUAAUUUUCUGAUAUACACGUCUCACAAUGUGCGGCAGUGUUUGUUCUCCGACAGUUGGCAUUGUCAUCGUGUGACACAUAUACCGGCUUACACAAUAUCAGCUUACAAAAUGUACUAGUUAAAAGUAUAAUAUUUCAUUAUUAUGAUUCGCUUAAGGCUUCGUCAAACAGAACGCGUAAUUAGCGCGCGUCAGAGCGUUAAACUGACGGUGCGCUAUGACGCCGAGAUGCGUUGUACUAAUAUGGUAAUAUACUGUCGAACAGCCCUAACGGCGCGACACAGCGUUGCGUACUUAUAGCGCUGGGGCUCUGUCUGACAGUAUGUUACCAUAGUAGUACAACACAUCUCGGCGUCAUAGCGCGCCGUCAGUUUAGAGUCCUGACGCGCGCUAAUUACGCGUUCUGUUUGACGAAGCCCUUAGUCGGUCGCGCUUCAAGACUUUAGUAUUUUAUUUAUUCGAAAAUUGGCGCCAUUUUCCUGUUUUGACACAUUUCAUUGCCUCUUUAAAUUUACUAUUACAUGCGUGUAAUCGAUCGUACUGUGUUUUUUAAUUACUCGAUUUUUUUUUAAUAUUAAGCAUCGGCGUUAUGUAUAUUUAUCUCAAAUGAUUUAUGGAUUUCUUAAAAUUUAGGAAAUUGGCGGAUUUUUAGGCAAAGGAAUUUCACGAAUGUAAAUUAAUUUUAUUAAAUGAAUAAGGAGUCCAUAAUUGUUUUCGUCAUAAUAAUGUAAUAAUAUGUAUAGAAAGUCUUAGGUUAAAUUUUUCAUAGUAUAAAAUCGCUAGUUUGUUUCUUUUUUAUUUUUGUUAUUAAGAAUGUAUCUCGUGGAUUGGCUCAGACUUUUUGCUAGUAAUUGGCAUAUAAACGAGUAUAUUUGGGAUUGAAAAUAGUUAUUUGUUAAUUGACUAAUAAUAACAUGUCACACAUGGCAUGCUGCAUAUAUAUAAGAAAAAAAAAACUUGCAAUAUAGUCAUAGAAUAUUUUUUUAAUUUAUCAUUGCAAUCAGUUAACUGACGAGCAAUUUUACGACCACUAGGUGAGGCCUAGAAAAAAAUACAAAAUUUUAAAUAUGUCUAUUAUUAAUAUAAAUAUAAAAAAUAAUAAUGCUUCUCCGUUUAAGACGUCUUUGCCGAUCCGCGUGACAUACAAUGUUAAUAAUAUGACAGAUGUUUGGUUAGAAAUUGAGCAGCUAAACAGAAAAAUGUUUAUUGUAAAUUUAAUUGCAAUCCAAUGCGAAUCCAGGUAAUAUGUAAUGAAACGAGUUUAAAUGAACCAAUGAAGAAACAGUUAAGUUAGUGGAUGCAUAAGAAAAAUGUAAUUAAACUACAUAAUAUCGUGAAUAAAAAAAGUAACUCAAUUGAUUUGGGGGGCUACGAAGACUAUAGAGUUUGUUGGAUUGAGACCCUGAAAAAAAAAGCUAUAAGUUUUAUUUUUAAUUUUAAUAAACUCUGAAUACAUGUUUAUAAGUCGGAAGUAUAAAACUAUUUUCUUAAAAUUUUCUAGAUAUGCCACUUCAGUUCUGAAGGUGCAAUAUUAAUUAUUUAGUCUCAGAUGAUUCGGUGUUUCCCGACAGAGAAGCAUUAUUGGAUAGUCUUUUAUUUUGAAAUCUAAAAACAUUCUUCUUCUACUGUGUAAUUUUUUAACAAAUUGAAAUUUGUUCCAAAUUGUAUAUUUCCACGGCGAAGGCACUGAAGCUACGCGCGGUAAAAUUAAACAAAAUGGCUGCUGUUUUUUCUUUCAAAUUCGUCUUGUCAUUAUUAUAAACUUUGUGUGUAAAUAUAAUAUUGCGUUCACAUUAUCACCGUAAUAUACUAAGUGCUUAAAUAUAAGAAUGCAUUUUAAUUAU
Molecule: messenger RNA, 4962 nt
Organism: Bombyx mori (domestic silkworm)
Lineage: Eukaryota; Metazoa; Arthropoda; Insecta; Lepidoptera; Bombycidae
Gene: BNIP3
Product: BCL2/adenovirus E1B 19 kDa protein-interacting protein 3
Exons: 6
Coding region: 383-961 (192 amino acids)
Biological process (GO): mitochondrial outer membrane permeabilization; positive regulation of apoptotic process
Cellular component (GO): mitochondrial envelope; nucleus; mitochondrial outer membrane
Source: RefSeq, a predicted model, not a curated record